AUGGACAACGAGCAGACCCCGCCACCACCUGUCAACGGUGCAGACCACAACGGCGACGAGACCAACGGCGGCCCAACAAACGACAUGCCCGCACCACCAAAGAUCCUCAACGUCGCCUUCAAACACCAGAACGGCCAGGAACUCCACUUCAAGAUGAAGACAACCACCAAGCUCGGCAAGGCGAUGGACGGCUUCGCAAGUCGCAUGCAGCGUGAGGCAGGAAGCAUGCGCUUUCUCCUCGAUGGCGAGCGUAUCAACAAAGACCAGACCUUUGAGGAUCUCGGCGUCGAUGAGGAUUGCCAGGUGGAGGCCUUCGAGGAGCAGAUUGGUGGCGGCUCUUGA
Fulvia fulva is the source of this 342-nucleotide messenger RNA. Its product is annotated as Ubiquitin-like protein pmt3/smt3. Gene Ontology annotation, biological process: protein sumoylation. Gene Ontology annotation, cellular component: nucleus. Gene Ontology annotation, molecular function: ubiquitin-like protein ligase binding; protein tag activity. The coding region runs from base 1 to 342 and encodes 113 amino acids. The transcript has 3 exons. The record is from RefSeq and is a predicted model, not a curated record. NCBI's taxonomy places the organism in Eukaryota, Fungi, Ascomycota, Dothideomycetes, Mycosphaerellales, Mycosphaerellaceae.